Messenger RNA from Staurois parvus, 409 nucleotides. The record is from the annotation of a GenBank genome assembly. NCBI's taxonomy places the organism in Eukaryota, Metazoa, Chordata, Amphibia, Anura, Ranidae.
AUGCGGACUGCUUCUACAAACAUUUGUGAAAGACUGUGCAAUAAGUCCAUCCAUGGAAUUUCCUUGCUACUAAAUAUUCCACGCUCAACUGCUAGUGGUAUUAUAACAAAGUAGAAGAAGCCGGGAACAACAGCAAUUCAGCCACCAAGUGGUAGGCCACGUAAAAUGACAGAAUUGGGUCAGCACAUGCUGAAGCGCACAGUACAUAGAAGUUGCCAACUGUCUGCAGAGUCAAUAGCUAAAGACCUCCAAACUUUAUGUGGCCUUCAGAUUACCACAACAACAGUGAGUAGAGACCCUCAUAAAAUGGGUUUUCACGGACAAGCAGUUGCAUCCAAGCUUUACAUCACCAAGUGCAAAGGAGAGCGUUGGAUGUAGUGGCGUAAAACACACCGCCACUAGUCUCUAG